Panicum virgatum (switchgrass) is the source of this 2290-nucleotide messenger RNA. RefSeq names its product O-fucosyltransferase 31-like. NCBI's taxonomy places the organism in Eukaryota, Viridiplantae, Streptophyta, Magnoliopsida, Poales, Poaceae. The transcript has 10 exons. The record is from RefSeq and is a predicted model, not a curated record. The coding region runs from base 400 to 1938 and encodes 512 amino acids.
CGCGUGCGGAGGCGGCGAGUGCCGUGAGCGCGCCGGCGAUGUCCUGAACGAGCCCCGCGCGGUCCUCGCAGCACACCGACGCUCUGCGACGCCCGCACGACGAGCCUGGCCACAUCUCAUCUCUAACCCUGUCCUCUCCGGCGCCGACCACGACCUAGCUCCCUCUCUCGCCGGGUCGCCGCCCGAUCUGCACCCUGCACGGCGCGCCGCCCCAGGGGGUACGCGCGCGGCCCCUAGCGUCGUUUCGGGGGGCGCGGGCGCAGGCCGCCGCGUCAGGGGCUCCGCGUGGGACGCGCGGCCUUCCGCGGCCCUGCACUCGCGCCGCAUCUGCAGCAGUGCAGCGGCGCCGCCACCCCCCCCCCCCCCCCCAAUAACUUUUUUCAACUGCUCAAAAAGGAGAUGCGGAGGGCGUCACCUUCGCCGUCUCCGGCGAGGGGCCCGGCGGUCUUUGCCGCCGCGUUCGUGGUGUUCCUGCCAGCCUUAUUCCCGGGGAUGCUCACUCCGCUGGGCCACGCCUUCCCUUCCCUCUUCUCGGAGUGGAAUGCACCUAAGCCAAUGCAUCCUUCUCUUUUAAAUGAGGCGUUGCGAUGGGCAAUUCCAGCUGAGCAGAAGAGAGAGCUCUGGUCACCCUUGCCAUACCAGGGGUGGAAACCAUGCUUAAAGUCAUCAAUUUCUCAUGCAUUACCUCUGGAGCCAAGUGGAUACAUACAGGUAUUCCUUGAUGGUGGACUUAACCAGCAAAGAAUGGGGAUAUGUGAUGCAGUUGCAGUUGCAAAGAUUCUUAAUGCUACUCUUGUGAUCCCACAUCUUGAAGUAAACCCUGUUUGGAAGGACUCAAGCUCAUUCGAAGAAAUUUUUGAUGUCGAUCACUUUAUCAACUCCCUAAAAGAUGAUGUUUCCAUCAUCAGAGUGCUUCCAAAAGAAUUUUCUUGGAGCACAAGAGAGUAUUAUGGCACUGGCAUCCGUGCUACGAGAAUAAAAACUGCUCCUCUUCAUGCCUCAGCAAAUUGGUAUCUAGAGAAUGUCAGUCCUAUCCUGCAAAGCUAUGGUAUUGCUGCUAUUGCCCCCUUUUCUCACCGCCUUGCCUUUGAUGAUUUGCCUGCGGAUCUUCAACGUUUACGUUGCAAAGUUAACUUCCAAGCCCUGGUUUUUCGGCCUAACAUUAUCUCGCUGGGGGAGACUCUUGUGAAGCGCUUGAGGUCUCCUGUCCAGGGGCAUUCUGAUGAAUCUAUCCAUCAAGUUGUAGAACAAAGAACAAAUCAAGAUGGAAAAUAUGCAGUUUUGCAUCUCCGUUUUGAUAAGGAUAUGGCUGCACAUUCAUCCUGUGACUUUGGAGGUGGCAGAACUGAAAAAUUAGCUCUCGCUAAGUACAGGCAAGUUAUUUGGCAAGGGAGGGUAUUAAAUUCACAGCUAACUGAUGAAGAGCUUCGGAACACAGGACGUUGCCCAUUGACCCCAGAAGAGAUUGGCCUGUUACUGGUAGCCCUCGGCUUUGACAGCAGAACUCGACUCUAUCUUGCUUCUCACAAGGUAUAUGGUGGGGAAGCCAGGAUCUCUAGCUUGCGCAAACUUUUCCCGCUGAUGGAGGACAAAAGAGGCCUUGCAUCCGAAGGGGAGCUUACUGAUGUUGAAGGGAAAGCUUCUGUGCUAGCUGCUCUUGACUAUUACAUCAGCAUGCAUAGUGAUAUUUUCAUCUCUGCGUCUCCUGGGAAUAUGCACAAUGCUUUGUUGGCUCACCGGACAUACGAGAACUUGAAGACCAUAAGGCCAAACAUGGCAUUGCUGGGCCGCAUCUUUGUGAACAAGAGCAUGGAGUGGUCAGAAUUUCAGCAUGCUGUACAGGCAGGGCACAAAGGAAGAUACGGGCAAAUCAGGCUGAGGAAGCCAAAGCAGUCUAUCUAUACAUAUCCCGCCCCAGAUUGUAUGUGCCAAGGGUAGGCUGCUCAAUUCCACAUCAAACGCUACUGUACUUGGCUCUGCAGCAGCAGCACAGGGAGCUCAAGGAUUCUGAUACACCAUCAGCUAAUCUGUGUCAAUGGCAUUCUUUACUGGCAAUUGCUAUCACCCCUUGGAUUACAAAAUCGGUUCCAAAGUUUUGGUGGGUUAGUCAUUUAGCUCAUUCAGUUGAAUAUGAGAUUAUACCGACUUGACCUCCAUGUAAAUUUUGAGACCGCUGUGGGGUACUAUAUCUUUUUUCCCUCUGUUUAUAAUACAGUCUACGCAGAUGUAAUUAACAGAAAUUGUUUGCUGUGGCCGGUGAUAGCACAUCUGACUCUCCAUUCUUCUGCUA